AUGUUACGUUAUUCGAAUUGCAGGUAUUUGUUGUAUGGAUACAAGUUUCCUGUGGAGGCUGUGCUACCGAUUCACCAACAUUCUUCAAAUUUCUCAGCUUGCUCUAGUCCAUCUUUAUCAACAAAUCUUGACGUAGAAAUAGCUCAUCGGCCAACAGUGAAGUGGUGUGGAUAUGCAUUUCGGGAUAAACAAGAUGUGUUCUUUUCUUUCAAUGACUCAUCCGAGUUUUUGGAUUCCAUUCCAGCAAGCGCAAGUACUACAAAGGAUGAACUUAGCGAAAGUGUGAUUGAAAUUUUGAAGUCUUUCUUUGAAACAUAUGGUUGGCAUAGUAUCGAUGAAGUGUUGGGUGAUUUGCCUGCUCAAACUUAUGAAAUGUUAAUGUCAAGUUUUCCAAGCAGUUAUAACACAUCGAUGACUCUGUUUAACAACGCGCAAACAUGUGAUAGAGUAUUGGGCGCUAAAUCAAGAACAAGCUUACGAAGGCAACAUUGGUGGACAUUUUCUGUUCGGUUGCGCUCAACGCGUCCUUAUGUUGCAACGAAGAAAACUAUUAAGAAUCGAGGAACAUUACCAUAUAAAAGUGAACGUGAUAUAGCGAAAUCGAUGGAUCAGCAUAAUGUGCAAACUGUUUCGAGUAAGUUGAGGCCUGUAGUAAAUUUUCAAUUACGGACCCUAAAAACAAGUCCAUAUUCGACCGCUAUUCAUGAUGGAGCGGUUUCUGCCACUACUAUACCUUGUCAGGAGAAAGCUCAGAAACUUUGCAAGAACAAAAACAAUGAAUUGGUAACUUCAAAAACCAAAAUUGCAUCAAUAGAACAACUGAAACAGCUUACUUUGAGAAAGGACGUUACUGGUUUGAGGCAGCUUUUGACUAAAGAACUUUGGCCAUCCCAUCGUCAUUUAAAAACGUUUAUUGCUGAACUUUUUGAAGUCUUUAUUGUAUAUGGAAAAGAUGUGAACGAAGCAUUGUGGCUUAUGGACUGCUUUAUAUCAGAGAACAGUCGUGUCGCAUUGCCGAAUUCAACUGUUUUGCAAUUGAUCACACGAAUUCUGAUUGAAGAAGGGAUGAAAGCAGCAAUCGAUUAUGCUAUUCAUUAUCGAAAUCUAUUACUUAUUAAGUCACCUCCAGAUGAUUUAUUUGUCGAUCGUUCCACAGCUGUUGCUGAGGACCUGUUUACUGAAGCUUUCAAGAGAAAUGAUUUAUCAGGAGUUCAGAAUUUGUGCGAUAUAUUGAUUGACUUAGGCUUUCUUCGUAGCUCUUGUGCUUAUUUGCGUGCUGUUGUUGAAUUUUAUCUGCGGAGUGGUGGUUUUGAUGCGGCUUUCAAUGUAUGGUAUAAAAACGCUCAGAAAUAUCGUACUGGUGCGGGUUGUGAUCUUCUUAUAAGACAUACUAUUUUGGAAAAAAAUCUGAAUGAUAUGUUUCAAGGGAAAAGGCUUCGAAAUAUUUUGGAUAAACUUGAUGAAUUUGGUGCUUUUUAUGAUGGUCUUGCUGAACUUGUUGUGGAGUUGUUAAAAGCGAAUAUGGCUUCCGAAGCGGAGCUGAUAUUCAAAAGGUUGAAAAUAUCUGGACGUCAUUUCAGAGAGCCCCUCCUCCGUAUGCAGAGUGAUCUGGACAAUUUGCCUUAUGUUGAAGAUUUUGCAACUGUUUUGCUGACUGCUUUACUGGAAGAAAAUAGGAACACUCAAAAAUGUUCGCAACGGAAACAGAAAGAAAGAGGAUUAAAGAAAGAUUUUCAAGAGUUAACUCACAAAUGUUAUAUCCGAUCACUACUAGCGGUUUGGCAACCACGUUAUAAUCGAAAACAAGAAGUGGAAAUGAAAAAGUUCAGAGCUAAUGUUGAGCAGCUCCGAGGACUUAUAUUUCUGACCCAAGAUGUCUGGUUUGAGAUAGCAAGUAGUGCCAAUGACAUGGAGUCAUUAGAACGUUUAUGGACUUGGAAUACAAAAUACAGCAAUGGCGAAUUCGACAGUGUAAGGAAGAAACUGGAGGAUUUCUUCACAACAAAAAAAUUGUGA
Molecule: messenger RNA, 2016 nt
Organism: Brugia pahangi
Lineage: Eukaryota; Metazoa; Nematoda; Chromadorea; Rhabditida; Onchocercidae
Source: the annotation of a GenBank genome assembly